This is a messenger RNA of Nerophis lumbriciformis (worm pipefish), 1154 nucleotides long. Its product is annotated as enkurin-like. Gene Ontology annotation, molecular function: calmodulin binding. NCBI's taxonomy places the organism in Eukaryota, Metazoa, Chordata, Actinopteri, Syngnathiformes, Syngnathidae. The record is from RefSeq and is a predicted model, not a curated record. Gene Ontology annotation, cellular component: axonemal microtubule; acrosomal vesicle.
UGAGACUGUCGUUACACCGCAUUGUUAUUUGAAGGUUUUUCCCAACCAUGCAUCUCGCGAUUUGGAUCGGAACCGACGAGCUUAGUUGAUUGCUAAUUGGAGUGACGUCAUCUCAUCGAGAUGGCUGCCGAAAUGUGUCCCCAGGAGACCAUCCCCAUUUUCAUUGACAAAAAUGUUGUCAUGGAGAGGCCGCAAAGGUUUGUGUCCAACUCUCAGCCCAACGGGAAAAUGAUGGGACCGACAAUAGUUGAGUUGCAGCAUUCGGACAAUUUUGUGAAAAAGCACUCGAAAGACCCCAAGCUGCCUGAGAUCAAACAGCAUGUCAGGAAUGUUUAUUGUACCUGCACAAAGCCAAUGCUCUCAGCUGGGACUUUUCUGCUGCCUGCUGGCCUCCCUGCAAAGAGGAUGUUUACAGCCACGCCAAAGGUGUCCAAACCGCCCUUGUGUAUUGUUGACACCAACAAGGGACACAAGGAGUACCAUAACAAGUUCUCAGGACUUGUCCCUGUGUACGUUAAAAAAAAGGACUAUGGAGUGAUACCAGCUUAUUUGCUGCGCCGCAAAGGACACAUUACAAAGUCUCCACAGUCCAAUUCUGAAGGCAAACAGGAGGAGUCCGAAAUAGAAAUAGAAAUAGAAAACCUUACGGACGCGGAGUGUCGCGAAAUCAUUGAGGACCUGAAGAAGAAGUGCUCAAGGCUGAACACGGCCUACCAGCGCCUCCCAUUUGUCAUAGACACCCCAUUAUUGAAGACCCGUAAGACGCGACUGGAGGGUGAUAUGCAGCAGCUGGAAAACGACCUCAAACUCCUUGAAACAUUGGUGUCCAACAAGUAAAAGGUGUGCCAGCAAUUUUAACUUCAAAAGAAGCACAUCAAAGUCAAUCAGAGGCAGUCCUAAUUUGUGUGGGAUAUCAUCCUCUCAUCGAGGCCCCAAAUGAUGAACGAUUGAUGUUACUAAACACAUUGUUUGAUAUGAUGUCACUCAUUGUUCAAAUGUGCUGUUUAUGUCCUCACCUUGACUUUUAACCUCAACCUUUAAACAAUCUAAAUCUGAUUUUGACUGAGGAGAAAGACGUAGGAUAUAUACUAGUUUAUUAUAACUGAUUAGAAAAUGCUUUGCUGAGCAAAUAAAGUUUUCUUCUUUUUACUGUG